AUGGGUCUACUUCGACAUUUCUUGGGCAUGGAGAUCUACCAAGAAGAAGAGAUAGUAUUUAUCUGCCAAAAGAUAUAUGCAGAAAAGAUUCUGAAGAAAUUCAACAUGCUGGGAUGCAAUCCUGUCUCUACACCACUCAUUAUGGGGGAGAAAUUGAAAAAGGAAGAUGGAGGAAAAGCAGCGGAUGUCACUCACUACCGUAGCCUCAUUGGUAAUUUGUUAUACCUCAUAGCAACUAGGCCUGAUCUCAUGUAUGCUGCAAGUCUACUCUCAAGAUUUAUGCAGAGUCCAAGCCAUUUUCAUCUCGGUGCAGCAAAGCGCGUCUUACGAUAUGUUCAAGGGACAACCGACCUCGGUCUAAGCUUUCAAAAUAAUCACGCACUUAACCUUGUCGGUUAUUGUGACAGUGAUCUUGGUGGAUCCUUAGACGACAUGAAAAGCACCUCAGGGUACUGUUUCUCUUUUGGUUCAGCAAAAUUCUCAUGGUUGUCCAAGAAACAACAAAGUGUUGCACAAUCGUCUGCGAAAGCCGAGUACAUCUCAGCAUUAGUAGCCACUUCACAAGCAAUUUGGCUUCGAAGAAUCUUAGCUAAUCUCGGUCAUCAUCAGAUUGAAGGAACCGUGCUAUACUGCGACAACAAAUCUGCAAUCGCUAUGGCUAAGAACCCAGUUCACCACAGCCGAACUCGACAUAUAGCACUCAAGCAUCAUUUCAUUCGAUAG
This is a messenger RNA of Zingiber officinale, 723 nucleotides long. RefSeq names its product secreted RxLR effector protein 161-like. Bases 1 to 723 code for a protein of 240 amino acids. The record is from RefSeq and is a predicted model, not a curated record. Lineage: Eukaryota; Viridiplantae; Streptophyta; Magnoliopsida; Zingiberales; Zingiberaceae. The transcript has a single exon.